Pygoscelis adeliae (Adelie penguin) is the source of this 1211-nucleotide messenger RNA. Its product is annotated as drebrin-like protein. The record is from RefSeq and is a predicted model, not a curated record. Gene Ontology annotation, cellular component: lamellipodium; plasma membrane; dendrite. The transcript has 11 exons. Lineage: Eukaryota; Metazoa; Chordata; Aves; Sphenisciformes; Spheniscidae. The annotation marks the transcript as partial. Gene Ontology annotation, biological process: positive regulation of axon extension; postsynaptic actin cytoskeleton organization; neuron projection morphogenesis. Gene Ontology annotation, molecular function: actin filament binding.
AUGGCCCCGGGAUCUUUCCAUGGUGGCCUGGAGGAGAUGGUGGAGGAGCUCAACAGCGGGAAGGUGAUGUAUGCCUUCUGUAGGGUGAAGGAUCCCAACUCCGGCCUGCCCAAAUACGUCCUCGUCAACUGGACUGGCGAAGGCGUGAACGACGUGAGAAAAGGAGCCUGCGCCAACCACGUCAGCACCGUAGCAAACUUCCUAAAGGGGGCUCACGUCACCAUCAACGCGCGCGCAGAGGAGGACGUGGAGCCUGAGCUCAUCAUGGAGAAGGUUGCCAAGGCCUCCGGGGCCAACUACAACUUCCACAAGGAGAGCAGCAAGUUCCAGGACUCCGGCCCUCAAGCUCCCGUGGGCUCUGUCUACCAGAAGACGAAUGCAAUGUCCGAAAUCAAGAGAGUCAAUAAAGAUAAUUUCUGGGCCAAAGCUGAGAAAGAUGAAGAAAACCGCCGGCUGGAGGAGAAGAGGAGAGCGGAGGAGGAGCGGCAGCGGCUAGAGAGAGAACGGGUGCUUCUGGAGCAUGUCACUGAAACCUGUGGCCGCCGUUCAGGGGGUGCCGGAGGUCCGGGCCGGCUGGUGGAGGGCUCUGAGCCCUGCAGAGAGGAGGCGGCGUGUGCGAGGACCGUCAUUGUGCUCUCUCUGCUGAUUUCCUUCCUCUCCAAGCCCGGCGUGACCCCCGGGAGCCUUGUUAGGAGACUCCAGCAGCAACAGGAGGCAGAGAACAGGGACAGGGAGCAGCAGCAAUGGGUGAGCUUCGGCGUUGUCCCCUGCGGCAAGGUUUCUUCAUACAUCCUGUAUUGCCCCUGCAAGCUUCGCAGCCCUUUCCUGCAGAAGGAGGUGAACUCUGUGCCGAGUCCUGCCUCUCCUGUCUCUCCUGCCCGGGAUGCUCCCCCAGCCUCCUUCGCCCCCUCCUCUGCUUGGGGGACGCCUCCAGCCUCUCCGGUACCCGCAGCAGGGCAAGACGCUGCGUACAAUUCAAGCGCCCUGGCUUCCCACGCGGAAGAGGCAAAUCUGUACGAGGAGCCGCCGGAGCCCUCGGCCAUCUAUGAAGAACCGCCUCAGCGGAGAUCCCGAGGGAUCGGCUUCCAGAAGGGUUGUCUGCUGCUGGUCUCGGUGUUUCUGGUUGUGAUGCUGGCUGCCGGGCGGGAGGCACUGCAGGAUCGGUGCCGGUUUGUGAGCCAAACCGGAGAGCUGGCCGCCUCCGCUCUUUG